AUGAAAUUUUUCAUAAUUUUUGGUCUGUUUUUAGGAAUUUAUACAGUUUCUGCGUUGACUACAAAAGACGAUACUCAUGUGAGUUUUUUGUUUGAAAUUUUUCUGAAAAUUUGAAUUUUUUGCAGGUUGGCCGAGUUUUGUCAUUUGAAAGUGUUUCAACUUUAACAUGUUUUUUUGAGCCGCUGGAAUCUGAGAUGUUUUUGACAAUUGCGAUGAGGGUGAGAAGUUUUGGGCAGAAUUUUAAGCAUAAAAAUUGGGUCAUAUGAGUUUUGAUCUGGAAAAAAAUCUGAAAUUGUUAUUUUCAAUUAAAAAAAUAAUUUGCUCUGGAAUUUUCAGCAUUAAAAUUUGGUUACAAAUAGAAUUUCCAUUCUGAAAAAAUCUGAAAUAAAAAUUCAGCUUUUGUGCCAAGAAAUUUCGAAAAAAAAUAAAAUUUUCUCACAAUCAACAAAAAAAACUGUGCAAGAAAAAGGGCGUGGCCUCAAAAUAAUCAAUCUUUUCGAGGGAAAACAUUUUUAUAAAAGAAAUUUUGGGAUCCAUUUUUAACAAAAAAUUGGUUGGUUUUAAAGGUUUUAUUCUGAAAAAUAGAAAUUUCGUUUUAAAAAAUUUUUUCUGAAAAAAAAUAAAUAUUUUGACGCCAGAAAUCCCCAAUUUUUUCUCAAAAAAAAAUACGUUUCAAACUUUUCAUAACAGUUUUCGAAUUUCAUCCAAUUCUGAUAUUAUCUUGCGAUAUACUUCUAGACAAAAUUACAUAUGAUUUUUUUUCAGCCAACUUUCGAUUCCGGUUAUCAGAUGCAAUUUCGGGUAACUUCUCCAAGUGGAGAAUGGUCAGAAUGGGCGAGUGGAGAUGGUGAUGCUUAUAUGGAACAUAAUACAACUGAAAAUGGUGAGCAGACUUUUUAUGCAGACAAAAAUCCACGUCGCAAAUUCCAAAAAAAAAUUUCCAGGUGCCUACGAGAUCUGUCUUUAUACCCGUCGCCCAAUGCGUGUCAAUAUGUUUCUUCAAUUUUACAAUCCAGAAAAAGCCAAAAAAUCUCUCGAUUCUUUUAUCGAAGCAAAUCAUUUGAGUAAAAGUAUUCAGGAAUCAAUUAUGGAAACAACUAAUCGCAUUUAUAAAAUUUAUUAUACACUCAAAUUUCAGAAUCAGGUUGGUUAGAAAAUCACGGAAACAUUUUUUGAGCUGAAAAUUAGAAUUUUAAAAUUUUUGACGUAGAUUUAGAGUAGUUGAAGAUUGUCAAAAACUGCGAAAAUCAUUUUUGAAAAUGACUUAUGACGUGGAAAAAUUUGUGGAUUCUGAAAAACAAGGAUUUCGCAAAGAUCAAUAUUGAUUCCAAAAAGUUCUUGUUAUUUCAAUUUUUCCCGAGCCUCCAAAAAUUGUGAACUUUUUGCUUAAAAAAAUUGGAAAAGUCAAUAAAAUUUUUCACUGUUUCAGAUUCAUGUUAUAGUUUUUGUUAUGAGAUACAUUUUUCGAUCGACUUUUAACAGACACAACAUAGUUUUCUAGAUUGAAAUUUUGCGCUGGAAAUCAGAAAAACCUUGAUACGACCUUCAAGAAUUUUCUUCAGAUGAUCUACAAAUUUCUGUGACGAAAGCUUUAGAAGCUAAAAAAUUGUUUAUGGCUGAAAUUUUAUGCUGAAAAUGAGAGAAAACUUGAUUUCCUGAAAUUGUCAUGAUUUUCAGACUUUUCAGCACAAAAUUUGAGUCUAGAUCGAGAUUUUUUAGCUUCUGGAGUUUUUUAUAAGCGGAUAGAGCGAUUUUCUAACUGAAAAUGUUUUUCAUGGCUUUUCCACGAUAUUAAGAGUUGAGAUAAGUUGUCUUUGACAAAAAGUCUCUGAUUGGAAUUUUUAUCUCGAAAAUUUAGAAAACAACUCCAAAUGUUCAACCAAAAAACCGAAAUUUCAGUUUUACAUGAAAAAAUUUCACUGUUUCAAAAUAUUUCUAAAGAAAAUAUUAAUUUUUGGUUUGUUAGUUCACUGCUUGUAAGUCUACUACUUAAAUAUUGCUCAAAGUCUUUGUACUUUUUUUUGCUGAAAAUCUGCCUUCUACUAUAAAAUAUUUGUAUAAUAAAAUUAUGAAGAAAAAAAAACAGUUCGAAAUGUUUCCACUUUUCAGAUGGUUGUUCGAGAUGAAGCUCUUCAAGUCAAAAAUGGUGAUUAUAUAAUGCAUUAUUCUCAAGUUUUCAGUGUUUUUGCUGUAAUUAUAGCACUUUUUCAGGUGUAUUUUGUUAGGAAAAUGUUCAACGUAGAUACGACUAAAAUUAGAAUUUGA
Caenorhabditis angaria is the source of this 2265-nucleotide messenger RNA. The record is from the annotation of a GenBank genome assembly. Lineage: Eukaryota; Metazoa; Nematoda; Chromadorea; Rhabditida; Rhabditidae.